Molecule: messenger RNA, 1602 nt
Organism: Trichomonas vaginalis G3
Lineage: Eukaryota; Parabasalia; Trichomonadida; Trichomonadidae
Product: ERAD pathway
Exons: 1
Coding region: 1-1602 (533 amino acids)
Molecular function (GO): protein binding
Source: RefSeq, a predicted model, not a curated record
AUGAGUGAUAAAGGAAUUACUUCUCAGACAGAAGAAUUUCUUAACUCUAAGAUAGGAAGGACAGUCUUAAAAGAGUUAGAAACAAAGGCACAAGCAAAAGAUCCUCUUUCUAUGUUUAGAUUAGGCAUUCUUUAUUAUAAUGGCAAAACAGUCGAACAAAACAUCCCACAAGCUAUUGAACUCUUCAAAAAUGCAUCGAGCGCAGGCUCCCCUGAUGCAAAACUCUUAUUGAGCACUUUGUAUAUGAAAGGAGAAAACGUUCCUUUAGAUACAAAGACAGCUUACAACUUAGUUGAAGAGGCAGCUGGUGCUAACAUCCCAGAAGCACAACAUAUAUUAGCUCAGUUUUUGUACGAAGGCAAAUAUUGCGCUAAAAAUGUCAGAAGAGCUGCAAGGAAUUUCAACGCAGCAAUUCCUCUAGAAAAUCCUAUGGAUUCUUAUAUGGUUGGUAAAAUUAUGGAAGAAGAUGAUUCUGAAGAGCCAAUUUACUCUAAAAUUUUGGGAUAUUACCAACGUGCAGCAAAUCAGAAUUAUCUCGAUGCUAUCACUGCAACAGCAAGAAUUCUUAGAUACGGUAAAGGUGAUGUUCGCCAAAAUAAAGGGCAAGCCUUUAAAUUGUACAAGAAAGCAGCAGCAACAGGCGAUCCAGAAGCAAUGACACGCUUUGGCUCAAUGAUAUACCAAAACGAGUACGGAAAAGAUCCAAUUGAUCUCGGAAUCAUUUGGCUUAAAAAGGCAAUGGACGCAAAUUACAAUGAAGCCUUUUUCGAAUACGGAAAGCUUCUCCUUCCAAAUACAGAUCCAGAAUCAAAGAUAAACGCAUACAACGCUUUCGAAAAAGUCCAACAUAUUCCCGAAGCAAAGUAUUUACUCGGUAAAAUGAAAAUCAAAGGCGAUGGAACACAAAGAAGUGUUUCAGGAGGCAUGAUGAUGAUCAAAGAAGCCUCUAAAAUGGGUUACAUUCCUGCAAUUUAUUCAAUGGGCAUUGGAUAUCGCGAAAACAAGAAUGGCGUUAAGACAAACAUCAAAAGAGCUUACGAGUCAUUCCAAAAAUGCGCAGAAGCCGAGUAUCAUCCCGGUGAAUAUCAGUUUGCUUACAUGAUUGAGAACGGAAUUGGCUGCCAGAAGGAUGUUGAUAAGGCAAUCAAGUACUACAAGCGAGCUGCAGAUGGUGGAGAAGCUAAAGCAAUGUUUAACCUUGGAUUAAUUUACGAUAAAAACAAAAAGUACCAUAAUACUGAACAAGCGAUCAAAUACUACCAAGAAGCUGCAGAUAAAGGCAUCAAAGAGGCUUUCUUCAACCUAGGAAUGAUAUACAAAGACGGAGAAGACAUUGAAAAAGAUAUUACAAAAGCAAAAGAGUAUCUUGCUACCGCAGCUGAUAAAGGAGUUGUCAAUGCUCAAUUCUGGUCAUACAAAAUCAAUAAAGAUUCGGAUAUGACGACAGCUAUUAAAUAUCUCCAAAUGGCUGCUGAUAACGAGCAUGGAAAGGCUAUGUGUAUCUUAGGAAACUUCCUUGUCGAUGGUGUAAAUGUAGAAAAGGACGUUAACCAGGGAAUUUCUUACCUAGCAAAGGCUGCAAGCUUGAUUUACGGAGAUUAA